This is a messenger RNA of Aureobasidium namibiae CBS 147.97, 471 nucleotides long. RefSeq lists its product as uncharacterized. Bases 1 to 471 code for a protein of 156 amino acids. NCBI's taxonomy places the organism in Eukaryota, Fungi, Ascomycota, Dothideomycetes, Dothideales, Saccotheciaceae. The transcript is spliced from 2 exons. The record is from RefSeq and is a predicted model, not a curated record.
AUGGAGGAAGCUAUCAACGACGCCAUCAACACAACAGUCGGCACAUUCGUUGACAAAGCUGUCACUGGAGCCAUCGAGAAUGCCUGUAACGAAGCCGUCGACAAAGCCGUCCAAGAAAGGGUCCAUGCUAUCGAAGAUCACUUUGCCGCAGCCGUUGACAAAGCUGCCGAAGACAAAGUAAAGGCCAUGGAAGAAGUUAUGCAGAACAAGAUCGAUAGGGCUGUACGUGAGGCACAGCUCCAAGCCGAUAUGGAUGCAGCACAAAGGGCUCUGGACGAACGCAAAGAGAUCCGCACAAUGUUUGCGGCAAGCACGUCAGAUGCGUAUCCAUGGCUCUCCCAGAAAGACGCUGAAGACGGUGAAAAGUUGACACGCUCGUGGAUAAGCCUCCUCAUGAUGAAAGAGAAAGACGGAAAGCAAGUGUGGACAGCAGAAAAGAUGUGUGCUCUGCUUGACAGCAUCAAGAGCUGA